This is a messenger RNA of Aspergillus ibericus CBS 121593, 1316 nucleotides long. RefSeq names its product thioesterase family protein. The record is from RefSeq and is a predicted model, not a curated record. Lineage: Eukaryota; Fungi; Ascomycota; Eurotiomycetes; Eurotiales; Aspergillaceae. The transcript is spliced from 2 exons. The coding region runs from base 204 to 1220 and encodes 338 amino acids.
GGCAGUCCGCGGACUUCCCAACAUUGGGUCAAUCAACUCCGAUGGAAUCCUCCUGACCAUUGACAUAUAACAGCCGGGAUCCUACGGAGUACUGAGCUUUCUUUCCCGGCUGCUGCUGUCUGAUUGCUUGUCUGCCCCAGGGCAUUGCUCUUUUUACCACGAUCCUUCGGCUAUCGCAUCACCUACACGGGACCACGCUGAACAUGGCCGACGCGCUCUCCACCCUGCGCGAGACCAUCCUCCCCUCCCUGGUCUCCUGGAGAACAUUGGCUCUGGUUCUUGCGCUUCUCAGCUUCAAGAACCUGCCUGGGGUGUGGCACAUCCGCCUAGGCUACCACCUCCUCCUGAACCUCCGCCGCCGUCCCACCGACCCUCCCUUCCCAACCUGUCCCCCUCCCAGCACCACCACGAAAUCGAUCAAAACCCACCCCAUCUUCGCCCCGCACACCCUCACCACACACACCUCCCUCUGGGAAACCGACUACAACUUCCACAAAUCCAACAGCACAUACUUCUCCGACCUGGACAUCUCUCGCACCGCGAUCGUCACCCGCGUCUAUACUCCAGGCAUCACACUGAUCAGCAAACAACUCGACGCGGAACUAUGCCACGUCAGCAAGGAAGAAGGACGGGAGAAUGUGGGAAAGACGUUGUAUAUUGCGCUCGGGUCGACGUUUACGAGUUUUAAGCGCGAGAUUAAGCCGUUUGAGGGGUAUAAGGUGGUGAGUCGCGUGGUGGGGUGGGAUCGGAAGUGGGUUUAUGUGUUGAGUUUGUUUGUGAGUGAGAAGGGGAGGGGGAAGGGGAAUGGGAAGGGGAAGGGGAGGGUGUUUGCGACGGCGGUGAGUAAGUAUGUGGUGAAGAAGGGGUGGUUGACGGUGCAUCCGGAGAGGGUGUUGAGGGCGAGUGGGCUGUAUCCGGAGGGGGCUUCAGAAGAGGGGGAAAUUAAGGAGAAAAGCCAGGAAGAAGAGGGAGAGGACGAAGGAGUGGUGAUGGUAGAAGAGGGAGAGGGAUUGGAAACGCCCGAGGGGAUUAAAGAGGGCGUUGCGGUAGAUGGCGGGGUGGUGGGAGAGGUAUUGGAGAAGGUCACACAUGGGAACGAUACAUGGGAUCGAAAUGACUGGACAUGGGAGCAGAUCGAGGAAGAACGGCUACGGGGAUUAAAGGUUGUAGAGGGAUACGUGGGCUUAGACGAGAAGUUGUUAGCCGAGUGGGAGGGUUGAUACUACACCCUCUACUUCUUUCAUUUAGACUGUAAAUAGGUAUAAAUUGCUUAGAUUUUAGUAUAUAAUACCUUCCACUUUCCAUACCUCACUCUA